UUAAACCGGUUUAACCUCAAAUUACUUCCUCUACGGUGGAUGCUCGGGUCGGUUAUGAUAACAUUGGAUGCAUCUGUACCUUUUGCCGUUUUGGGUCCAGCAGUCUGUAAAAUUCUAAUACGCACGAAGGCGGAGCAAGUAAAGACGUCGUUUGGAAACUUCUUUUGUUUUUUGUUUUUCCUUUUCUUAUUUUAUAGAUAAACGCCGACUAGACGCUGGCGCGCAAAACCGUCGCCUUUCCACAUCCACUCUUGUGUUGGGAUCUUCCCUUACUUAGUUAGGUUAUUGUUGAAGAAGAAUGUUAAUUCGGCUUAGCAAGCCAUCCUCGGAGAGUGGUGGCGGAGGUGCGGCGAAACCCUUGCCAGUUGAUACAGUGACUGUUGCAUGUCCUGACCACCUUGUCCUUGCUGAUCUUCCAGUUGCAAAAGGCAUUGGUGCAGCCACUGCUGCUACUCUUGUCAAGACCGCUGGUCGCAGGUCCAGACGUCAGCUUGGCGAACGAGUCCAUUUUUGUGUUCGUUGUGAUUUCCCUAUUGCUAUCUAUGGACGCCUGAGCCCCUGCGAGCAUGCUUUCUGUCUUGAUUGUGCUAGGAGCGAUUCAAUCUGCUAUCUUUGUGAUGAGCGUAUCCAGAAAAUUCAGACAAUCAAAAUUAUGGAGGGGAUCUUCAUCUGUGCAGCCCCUCACUGUCUUAAAUCUUUCUUGAAGAGGACGGACUUUGAAUCCCAUAUUCAGGAGAGCCAUGCAGACCUUCUGCAGCCGAAUGCAGAGAAAGAGAAUGGUAAUGACACAGAGGUUCAAAGUGCUAAACAAUAUUCUGUCUCAGAUUCUACUGCUCGAGCUCCGACAAGACCACUCAUUUCGCCUGGUUCAAAUUCUCUAGAUUCUGAAGACAAAGCUCGUAGGCAGCAGUCUAGAGAGCAACCACUUGCUAGGCCAAUGAUGCAACCAAGACCUCCCUUUUUCGGUCAAGGUCAAAAUUAUCCAUCAGAUCCCCAACCCGACAAUAGUCGUCCCCCUGGAUUUGACCGGCCUGGCAUCCAGAAUCAUUUCCAACAAAGCAUGCAGGGAGGCCCACCACAGGAACAGCAGCAAGGAAUUUUAUCAGAGACUCCAAUGCCUGAAUACCCAGCAAUGCAUCCCAUUCAACCACCUAAUUUUGUUAUACCAAUAAAUUCAAAUCCACUGAUGACACCUCAAUACGGUCUUCCUCCUUUCCAACCUGAGGGAGCUCAGCCAUUUUACGGUGCUCCCUAUGAGAUGGGGCAGAUGGCUAGGCCAGAUGCAACAUCAGAAAUUGGAGCAGAACAAGGAUCUUUGCUGGGUUUCCCACCAGGUCCAGCAGGUGUGAAUUUCAUGUCAAAUUAUUCUCAGCCCUGGAAUAUGGGACCUGCAGCAGGAGGUCAGGGAAUGCCAGAUGGCUUUCCAAACCUGUCAGAUUCUCGUGGAAAUGCUGCAUUUUACCAAGGUGAGUACGGGCGGAAUCCAGGAGUUCUACCAAUGAUGCCUCCUCCCCCACCCUCCGCUAACAAGGGGAUGGAAGCUGUGCAGGGUGGUAAUGCCAUGGAUGCUAGAGACAGCAAAGGCAUAUUGGCACCACAGCCAUUUCCACAUCCGCCACCACCUCCCCCCCCCUUGCCUCACUCAUCACAGCCUAAACGAGGUAAGUAUUAUUCCGGUGAUAUGGGGCAUGAUGGACAGAGUUUCGGAUGGCAGCAUGAAAAUCGUGAUGGCUUUGGAAGUGGCCAGGAGUAGAGAAACUUUUGCUUCUUGCGGCUAUACUAUAAUUUUUUGUACCAGAAUUUUUAUUCAUUUAUGCUGCUUUCUCUUC
Ricinus communis (castor bean) is the source of this 1829-nucleotide messenger RNA. Its product is annotated as E3 ubiquitin-protein ligase HAKAI homolog. Gene Ontology annotation, biological process: protein ubiquitination; regulation of cell adhesion. The record is from RefSeq and is a predicted model, not a curated record. The transcript is spliced from 4 exons. Gene Ontology annotation, molecular function: ubiquitin protein ligase activity. Lineage: Eukaryota; Viridiplantae; Streptophyta; Magnoliopsida; Malpighiales; Euphorbiaceae. Bases 299 to 1753 code for a protein of 484 amino acids.